AUGAACUCAGUAGCGGAUGGAACUAUCGACCGUCGGUCACUGGGAGUGGACAGUGGACUGACUAGUUUGUUUUCAGAUGUAGACAUUUUCUUGGCUGUGGGCCUGUGCCGUAGUUGGAUAAUAGAUGGUUUAGAAAUUGCUGAGGCUGGGCAUUUACUUUAUAAUAUCAAUUUUCCCGCCACUGCUUCUAGCCAAGCACUCGAGUUGUUAAACAGCACAAAGAAGUCUCGGGCUCAAUUAAAUGUGGAUGAUCUUGUAUCUGAUCCAAGAAAAUGCCCCCUAUCGAGUCAUAUGAUCCUUAUAUUAGAGAUGAUUAUAGAAAAUGACGCGGCUUAUUGUUUGCACAGCUACUUGUUCAAACCUGAUAGAGGGGGUCAAAGAGGAUUGCCAUCUCGUGGUCAUGAUGAAUCGAAAGAGUCUCUUAAUAAAGGAAAUCUAAUUGAGCUACUAAAUUGGUAUGCAUCUCGUCGUAAGAAAAUUAAUGAAGUACUAUUUAGUAAUGCUCCUGGAAAUGACCAAAUGACUUCACCAAGCAUCCAUAAAGAUUUGGUUAAUUGUUGUGCUGUAGAGACAACAAGGUCUAUGAUCAAUGAGAUGGGUAAUUCUUUCUUUUCAAUUUUGGUUGAUGAGUCUCGUGAUAAUUCUAUAAAAGAACAAAUGACAGUUGUUUUGAGGUUUGUUGACAAAAGUGGACAAGUAAAGGAGCGUUCGUUGGGCAUUUCCCACAUCGCUAAUACUUGUGCCCAAUCACUAAAGGAUGACAUUGAUGCAAUGUUUUCUACACAUGGGUUGAGCAUAUCUAGCCUGAAAGGUCAAGGUUACGAUGGAGCAAGCAAUAUAUCAGGUUAUUUCAAUGGCUUAAAAGCUUUAAUUUUAAGAGAAAACCCUUGUGCUAUGUUUGUUCAUUGCUUUGCUCACCAGCUUCAGUUAGCAGUUGUUUCUGUGGCACAUAGGAAUGUUAUGAUUAGUGAUUUAUUUAACAUGCUUGCAAUAAUUGUGAAUUUGAGGCUUAAUAUUGAGGAACUUUCUAGUGGAACUAGUCAGCUUCAAGAAAUGAGUUUGGCACGCCCAGGUGAUACUAGAUGGGGCUCACAUCUAAAAACAAUUACUCACUUUAUUAGUAUGUUUAAUGCGAUCAUAGAUGUUCUUGAGAAUAUAUCAAAAGACGACAUAAGUUUAGAGUAA
Messenger RNA from Olea europaea var. sylvestris, 1185 nucleotides. RefSeq names its product zinc finger MYM-type protein 1-like. The coding region runs from base 1 to 1185 and encodes 394 amino acids. NCBI's taxonomy places the organism in Eukaryota, Viridiplantae, Streptophyta, Magnoliopsida, Lamiales, Oleaceae. The transcript has 6 exons. The record is from RefSeq and is a predicted model, not a curated record.